UACAGCUGCUCUUCUAUUUCCUAAAACCUAAUUUUGUCGAAUUCACGUCAAUUGGAAUCCACUAAACCCUAAUCGAUAACUUGUUUACAGUUUACACAUCCAUUUUCUCGCUUGCUCUGAUUGAUUAUCCCCAUACUGUUCGAUUUUUCAGUUUUUGCUGAGCUUGAACGUCUAUCGCAGUCCGUGGGCAUGAAGCUAUUCGAGGGCAGCGAUGUGUCUGACGAAGAAGACAUAUCGAGGAUCGAAAUCAACAAAGAGUUCGCCCGCCGUUACGAGCACAACAAGAUGCGAGAGGAUUUGCAAAAACUCGACGAGCUCAAGAGGAACGGCGUCAUCUCGGACUCGUCCGACUCCGACGGAUCGGACUCCGACGGAUCGGAAAAGGACGAGUUAACUAAUUCGAAGAGGGAUUUGGAGUUCUUGAACGCGUUGAUUAAGGUCAAGAACCACGACCCCGAGCUGAGGAACAAAGAGGCUAAGCUAUUCGAUUCUGAAGACGAGAGCGGAGAAGAGGAGGUAGAAAAAAGAGAUAAGAAGGAGAAGAAGCCAAUAUAUUUGAAGGAUGUGGCGGCGAUGCAUUUGAUCGAGGAGGGGGCGGAGUUUGAUGAUGAUGAUGAUGAGGAGGAGGAGGAGGAGAAGAGGGUGAAGAGUUAUAAAGAGGAGCAAGAGGAGUUGAGGAGGGAGUUCCUGGAUGCGGCUGAGGCGGCUUUGGAAGAGGAUGAUGGUGGCGAAUUGUUGAAAGAGAGAGCAAGGAAUGGCAUGGGGGACAAUGACGACGACGAUGAUACGGGCGAGGUUGAGAAGAAAUUGAAUGAGUUUUUUGGGGAAGAUGGUAAUUUGGAUGAGAAUGAGAAGUUUUUGAAGAAGUAUUUUAGGAAUAGGAUGUGGGUCGGUGAUGAGGUUAACAGUGAGGGAGUGAAGGGUUUGAAUCGAAAUGAGGAUUUGGGUUUGUCGGAGGACGAGGAAGAGGUUGAGAAGCAAGAGGAUUACGAGAGGGGGUAUAAUUUCAGGCACGAGGAGAACGUGGGGGAUAGGGUGUUGGGUCAUUCGCGAGUUGUGGAGGGGUCAGUGAGGAAGAAGACGAAUGCAAGGAAGGCUCAAAGGAAGAGCAAGGAGGAGAGGAUGGCGCAGGCGGAGUUUGAGAGGAAAGAGGAGUUGAAGCAUUUGAAGAAUUUGAAGAAGAAAGAGAUGAAGGAGAAGCUGAGGAAGAUAAUGGAUACCGCGGGGAUUGGGGAAGACAGGGUUUGCCCGUUGGACGUGGAUGAUUUAGAGGAAGAGUUUGAUCCUGAGGAGUAUGAUAGAAAGAUGAAAGAAGCAUUCAAUGAUGAGUAUUAUGACGCGGAGGAUGUGGACCCUGAGUUUGUGAGUGAUGGAGACGAAGAUGAGUUGGAAAAACCAGAUUUUGAUAAAGAAGAUGACUUGCUUGGACUUCCAAAAGGUUGGGAUGAUGCUUCCGCUUCCGGUUCUGGUGAUGGGUUCUUAGCUUUUAGGGAGCGAAAACUAAAGCGGAGAGCGGAAAAUGGUGUUCCCAAUGAACAGAUGGAAGAAGAAGCAGUGAAUGAAGAGGGUAAGGGGAAGAGAAAGAGGAAAAUGUCAGAGAUGGAGAAGGAGGUCAUUAAGAAGGAGUUGGAGGAGUACUAUAAAUUGGACUAUGAGGAUACAAUAGAGGAUUUGAAGACAAGAUUUAAGUACAGAGAGGUUGGUGCGAAGAAGUUUGGACUAAGUACUGAGGAGAUUUUAAGGUUGGAUGACAAGGAGUUGAAUCAAUACGUUUCCUUGAAGAAGAUUGCUCCUUAUAGGGAGAAGGAAUGGAAGGUGCUUAGAAAUAAGAGGCCGCAUCUUCAUGGCAUAUCGAAUGGGCAGAAAACGGAUAAGAAGUUGAGACUUGAACAUAAGAAACCAAAAGAAAAUGAGGAAGCACACGUGGAGAAAUCAAAUGGUGAUAUGAGCAAUUUAUCCAGAAAAAGCAGGAGAAAGCUUCGUCAAGCUGAACUUAAACUCCCACCUCAUAGAAUUUGGGCAUAUGGGAAGAACCCUUCCACAUCUAAGAGCAAAAAGAAGCACUGAACAAAGCUCAUGUCUCAGGCAGAUUUCCUGUGGGAGGUGUUUAACAAGGAGGACUGCGAGCAUGAGUAACUUACACAGAUAAAUUCGUGGAUAGGCAAGAAGUGGAAAUAUGCAUUAGCUUAUUUUAGGAAAGAUAAUGAAGUUCUGAGUUAGAAGAUAUGAGUUAAAGCGGAUUUUGCAACCGAGAAACUUGCAAGUUUUGUUAGCUGGUCAUCUUCUUUUUCUUUCCUUUGUUUCACCUGUCAAAUUUUGGAUUUCUUUUUAUUUUGUACCCCUAGUUAUGCGAUGUGAGAUUCUCACGGGUACUUUUAGGCGUUUUGAGAUGCAUGUCUUCCAACUUUUUGAUGAUCCAGUGUGUUGUUGAUUGGCAAUCUGUAAGGUGCAUUAUUUUUUCUUCAA
Rhododendron vialii is the source of this 2466-nucleotide messenger RNA. RefSeq lists its product as uncharacterized. Lineage: Eukaryota; Viridiplantae; Streptophyta; Magnoliopsida; Ericales; Ericaceae. The record is from RefSeq and is a predicted model, not a curated record. Gene Ontology annotation, cellular component: nucleolus; 90S preribosome. Gene Ontology annotation, biological process: endonucleolytic cleavage in ITS1 to separate SSU-rRNA from 5.8S rRNA and LSU-rRNA from tricistronic rRNA transcript (SSU-rRNA, 5.8S rRNA, LSU-rRNA). The transcript is spliced from 2 exons. The coding region runs from base 190 to 2067 and encodes 625 amino acids.